Molecule: messenger RNA, 722 nt
Organism: Eucalyptus grandis
Lineage: Eukaryota; Viridiplantae; Streptophyta; Magnoliopsida; Myrtales; Myrtaceae
Product: vestitone reductase-like
Exons: 3
Coding region: 44-391 (115 amino acids)
Source: RefSeq, a predicted model, not a curated record
GUACAUCUAGCACAGCUUGUGAAAACUGAUUUCUCCAAGGGCCAUGUACGAGAUAUCAAACCGCAUACAAUAUUUUGGAGACGCAAACCCAUAUAAGAAUGUGUGUUUAUCCAAGACAUCGGUGGUGCAUCCGCACGACGUGGCAAGGGCGCAUAUCUACCUCUUCAAACACCCUUCGGCCAAAGGCAGGUUCAUCUGCUCUUCCGACGUGAUCACCCUCGAAGAGAUGGCCGAGCUUCUCUCCCAGAGCGCUCUAAAGGAAAUUAAAGGUAAUUUGAUGCCGUGCCUUUCGUCGAAAAAGCUCUUGGACAUCGGCUUCGAGUUCAAGCAUGGCCUCGAGUACAUGUUCGACGGAGCUGUACGGAGCUGCAGAGAAAAUGGUUACAUAUGAAGGUGCACCCAACUCACUCGAAUCGCGGUUUUUGUCUCAUCCGAGGAUACUUAUGUAUGCACUUAUGCAUGGCACUUACUUAUAAUGAACUUAUGUCGUUUGUCGAUUUCUUAUAUUGUAUCAAGCACAAUAAAGUCAGAUUAGGUGCUUGGCACUGAGCGCAUCGAGGACAAGUCCGGAUUUGGCCUGGCCACUCUGCUUCAUUGAUAGUGGCCGGAGUCUAAUAUACAAUUCACGAUCCUCGUGUGCAGGUGGGUGGUCGAAGGAGCGCGACACCAAUGCUUCGAUGGCUUUUCGCAAACGCUACACCAAGACUGGCAAUUGUCAACAU